UAUGCAAAUGAACGGCAUCGGCUUUGCGUAUCCUCAUUGGUCAAAUUCAAAAUUAUGUCAUCACUUACCAUUCUUCGCGUCUGAUUGGUCAGAAUUGGAUUCGCCUUCUCAUUGGCUGUCUGCACAAGACCUACUUCUCAGCCUAUCAGGGAAGGGACGAGAUGCUAAAGCGAGAGCAGAGCUGGGGAGCGCUGAGUUCUUGUUUGUUCUGCUGCGCGGCGUGUUCCUGUCCGAGCAGAGCGAGCCAAGGAAAAUGUCCGGGCGCGGAAAGCAGGGCGGGAAGGCGCGCGCCAAGGCCAAGUCGCGCUCGUCGCGGGCCGGGCUGCAGUUCCCCGUGGGCCGCGUGCACCGGCUGCUGCGCAAGGGCAACUACGCGGAGCGCGUGGGCGCCGGCGCCCCGGUGUACCUGGCGGCCGUGCUGGAGUACCUGACGGCCGAGAUCCUGGAGCUGGCGGGCAACGCGGCCCGCGACAACAAGAAGACGCGCAUCAUCCCCCGCCACCUGCAGCUCGCCAUCCGCAACGACGAGGAGCUCAACAAGCUGCUGGGCAAGGUGACGAUCGCGCAGGGCGGCGUGCUGCCCAACAUCCAGGCCGUGCUGCUGCCCAAGAAGACCGACAGCCACAAGGCAAAAACCAAGUGAACCCGAAAGAACAAGUGCCACGUUUGCUUUUCUGAAAAAAAACCAAAGGCUCUUUUCAGAGCCACCCACAAGGUCCUAAGAGAGCUGAGUUAUCCAAAUCACAAUGAAUGCUAUAUAAUAUUAACUACUCAACCCGUGUUUUAACAUGUCUUUAUUUUUGGUCGGAUAUAAUAGCAGUGUUUUCCAUAUUGUUAACAAUGUCGUUUCAAAAUGCCCUCGUCCCCUUGCAAGUCCUUCACGGUGUGAGAUAUUUUGCGUUUAGUUCCGCCGGAGAACACACGGUCUGUGUUCGUUGAGAGUUCCUGCCCCUC
Messenger RNA from Catharus ustulatus (Swainson's thrush), 954 nucleotides. RefSeq names its product histone H2A-like. Lineage: Eukaryota; Metazoa; Chordata; Aves; Passeriformes; Turdidae. Bases 2 to 643 code for a protein of 213 amino acids. Gene Ontology annotation, molecular function: structural constituent of chromatin; DNA binding; protein heterodimerization activity. The transcript has a single exon. The record is from RefSeq and is a predicted model, not a curated record. Gene Ontology annotation, cellular component: nucleosome.